GGCCGCCCCUGCGAGCAACAUGGACCAAAGCGUCGUGGAUCACCCGGUGACCCUCAUCAUCAAGGCCCCCAACCAGAAAUACACCGACCAGACUGUUAACUGCUUUCUGGAGUGGACUGUGGGCAAGCUCAAAUCUCACCUCUCUGACGUCUACCCCAGCAAGCCGUCUACAAAGGAUCAGAGACUGGUGUAUUCUGGCAGACUGCUUCCUGAUCACCUGCAGCUGAAAGAUGUUCUCAGAAAACAAGAUGAAUAUCAUAUGGUUCAUCUGGUAUGUACUUCCCGGACACCCCCAAGUUCUCCAAAACCCAGCACCAGUAGAGAGCGUCACGGAGCUUCAACCUCCAGCAGUAGCUCAAAUUUGGACCGUUCUGGAUCAACUGCUGCCUCACCCACAAACCAAGAAGCUUCGUCUACAUCUUUGAACACUAGUGCAGAUGGAGUGAGGCAUCGUAACCUUCCACAAGCACAAAGCAAUCCCAUACCGAGCCACCAGUUCCCUUAUUUAAUGCAAGG
Messenger RNA from Eurypyga helias (sunbittern), 516 nucleotides. RefSeq names its product homocysteine-responsive endoplasmic reticulum-resident ubiquitin-like domain member 2 protein. The transcript is spliced from 4 exons. Gene Ontology annotation, biological process: endoplasmic reticulum unfolded protein response. The record is from RefSeq and is a predicted model, not a curated record. Lineage: Eukaryota; Metazoa; Chordata; Aves; Eurypygiformes; Eurypygidae. Gene Ontology annotation, molecular function: protein binding. The annotation marks the transcript as partial.